Messenger RNA from Sinocyclocheilus rhinocerous, 1341 nucleotides. RefSeq names its product SLAM family member 5-like. The coding region runs from base 321 to 1241 and encodes 306 amino acids. The transcript has 6 exons. The record is from RefSeq and is a predicted model, not a curated record. Lineage: Eukaryota; Metazoa; Chordata; Actinopteri; Cypriniformes; Cyprinidae.
CUGUAGGCCUAUGGCCUGCAGUAGCCACUCACUGUAGAACACAAGAUCCAGGGGGCGUGGUUGGAUCCACAUCCUGGGGGUGGAGAUUGGCAGGUUUAGGAAUCAGCGGCUUUCUACCAUCUUGAGCACAUAAAGCGAAAACGUUACUAACGUUAUUCCUCGAUAUGGGCGUUGUUUAAGCGUGUUUACUUUAAUAUCUACUUCGACUUUUUUAUCGUUUGAGAAGAACGGAACGAAUUCGUCAUUUUAUGUUUUUGGAUUUCAUCAAUCAAACAAUCGCCUCUACUAAAUCAUGAGGAGUUUGAUCGGAUUUUGUGAAUAUGGUUCAUAAAUCUUUUUUCUUCUGUCUGUGGAUUUGGUUCUCACGUGGUGUGCUUUGCGAUACAGAUGCAGUGAAAUCAGUAUCAGUGAUGAAGGGAAGUUCUGUCACUCUAAACACUGAUGAUAAAGUACAGAAAGAUGAUCAGAUAAUGUGGAUGUUUAAAGCUGACAAUCCAGACACUGUUAUAGCUGAAAUCAACAGACAGAACAUCUAUAUAGAUGCCACUAAUACAACAUUUGAGAAAAGACUCCAGAUGGACAGUCAAACUGGAUCUCUGACCAUCAGAAACAUCAGAACUGAACACUCUGGACUUUAUAAACUACAGAUCAUCAGAAACAGAAUAAUCUCGCACAAGAGUUUCACAGUUGCUGUUUAUGCUCCUGUUCCCAUUCCUGUCAUCAGCAGAAACACUUCAAACUGUUCUUCACCAUCUGAAAGAUCACGUCAGAAUUGUUCAUUGUUGUGUUCAGUGGUGAAUGUGGGUCAUGUGACUCUCUCCUGGUACAAAGGAAACAGUUUAUUGUCCAGCAUCAGUGCGUCUGAUCUCAGCAUCAGUCUCUCUCUACCUCUGGAGGUGGAAUAUCAGGAUAAAAACACCUACAGCUGUGUGCUCAACAAUCCCAUCAGCAACCAAACUCAACAUCUGGACAUCACUCAACUCUGUCACAGAUGUAAAGAUGUCCUUCAGAAGUCACAUCUUAUUCCACUGAUAUCAGCUGGCUUAUUAAUACUGGUCUUGGCUGUAGUUGUAGGGUUGGUAUACUUUCACCGCUGGAACUGCAAACAAGCAAUACCAGAAGUUCAGACUUGUGAGGAAGAGGUACUUUAUGCCGAGACAACAUUUUGUGCACGCAGUAUUCACAGUACGAAACCAGAUGAAGAGCACCACAUCAUAUACUCGAGUGUUAAUGCAAAAUGACAUGAUCAGUGGUAUUAGCAUUUAUUUUUAUUUUUUUUGCAAAUAAUAUGAAACAGGCAUGUAAAAGUCAUUUUGAAAGUGACAUGACAUGUGGCCAAGU